This is a messenger RNA of Thamnophis sirtalis, 2575 nucleotides long. The record is from RefSeq and is a predicted model, not a curated record. NCBI's taxonomy places the organism in Eukaryota, Metazoa, Chordata, Lepidosauria, Squamata, Natricidae.
UUGUUUGCCUGAUCAAUGUACAUCUUUUUGUAGGAUCUAAACAGGGUUUCUUGUCUUUUCUUCCCUCUUCAGUUGAAGUAUGGCUUCCAGCAAAUGUUUAUUCACACAGACAUACAUAGAAGCAAAUUUGAGUUAGAUUGCUUUCAGUAGGAAUUAGUUUCCAAAGUUGUCAUGGGAGAAAAUUGAGUAUUGCAUAAGAUUUUGAUCUGUUUCUAUAUAAUAAAUCUGCCUAUUUUCCUUUGAGGAGAAUGUAUAGCACUCAGGAUUGUUUUCAUUUCAAAUAAAUAGUACUUUUCCUUGGUGGAACUGGUCAAAUACUUAGAUGCCGUGCUAUAUUAUAUUGCUAAACAAUUGUCUUACCAUGGUCUUCUGUGAAUGUGCUUGUAAAACUUGCUAUAAUUUAAUUGAUUCUAUUCUAUUUUUAAUUUUCUGUUGCCUUAACAUAAACUUGUAGAAUAAGAUGUUAAUAUUUUGAGAUAAUUAGGACAGAUAUUUCAUUGAGUUACAUUUCAUUGUCAUUAUUUAUUGAGUUACAAUAUAAAUUGGUAUAUGCUAUUUGUAAUUUAAUGUUUUCUACUUUUAUAGUUUUAUUUUAAGAAACAUCCACAAUGAGUGACAAAAAAGAAACCAGUGAAUCUACAGACACGGGAGAUACCACAGAAGGUGGUGACUAUGAAGAUGAUUUUGAGAAAGAUCUUGAGUGGCUAAUUAAUGAAGAAGAAAAAGAAAUUUCUGAUGAUAUACAGAAUCAUGAUGACAAUGAAGAGGAUUUCGAAACAAACACUGACAAAGACUUUGAAGAUAGAAAAAAUCCUUCACAAGAUUCUCUUGAGCCUGAAGAAAUACUGAAGGAUGAGGAACGAAAUUCUUCACAAGAACCUCCUGAGCCUGAGGAAGCUCUAAAUGAUGCAUCACAAAAUGAAAUACAUUCUAUAUUUGAACUUGAUCCUAAGGCAUUAGAACCAGCAUCUGAUACAGAUAGCGAAAGCUCUGGUCAGGAAUCAAGGCUAGAAGACAAGGAGGAAGAUGAUGAAGAAGAUAUAAAGCGUUAUAUCUUAGAAAAAAUUGAAGAAGCUAACAAACUUCUGUUGGGUCAGGACCCUUUAGAUGAAACAAAAGAAAGAAAACUAAAAUUCAACGAAAGUAUAGUAGAACUAGAAGUACCAUCUCUGACAAAUACAGAAGGGGAUAAAAAUGAUCCUAACAGGGAACAAAACAUUGCAGGUAGACUGUCUCAGUUGCGCAUUUCUAAUGAAACAGGACAGGAAGAUAUAGCUCUGUCCAUUAAUGGUGGUAUGGAUGAUGAACACAAAGAUGGCAAGAUCCUAGUAGAAAGAGAUGGGAAAUUUGAACUCUUGAGUAUCCGCGACAUUGAAAGUCAAGGCUUAUUUCCUCCUCUGAGUAUUUCUUUCAGUGACAUUGAAACUCAACAUGUUUCUUCUAAAAGUUCGUAUGCUAGUGCUUUUGGUCCAAAAGACGAGUCCUUCUUGCAAACACCUAUAACAACUUGUUCUCCUUCCAAAGAACGAUAUUUUUUUUUCCCUCAACCACCACCUAUUCGACCAAGCUCUGCCAUCAAUAUUACGAGGAAUAUAGAACGGGGAAGAAGCCCUCGCAGGGUCCAGUCAGCAAAUAUGAGACUUGGUGUAAGAAGUUCUACAUUCUGCUUAUCACCCAGGCAAAAAGAGCUGCAAAAACAAAUAGAGCAAAGAAGAGAGAAAAUAAGAAGAGAGGAAGAAAACCAAAAAAAGAUGCUAGAAGAUGAAAAAAAGAAAGAAAAUGACCGAGUCUUCCAGGCUUGGCUACAAAAGAAAAAAAGCCAAAUGCUGCAGGAGAAAAGAGUUCAGCGUGCAAAGGAAAUGGAGAACUUAAACAGCAGGGAGAAUAGAAAUCCAGAUGAAGCUUUCAAAUUAUGGCUUAAAAGAAAGCAGCAGGACCAGAUGAAAGAAAAACAGAUGCAAACGCUGAAGGAGCAAGAAGAGGGCAUGUUCUUCCUUCCAAGAACUGAAAAUGACAAAGCUUAUAAACAAUGGCUAAGGAGGAAGAGACGUGAGAGGCGAGAAGAGCAACUAGUUGCUAGAGAACGAUCCAAACAGUUUAGGCAAGAAGCCAGAAGAGCAAAGCAAAUAGAAAAUAUUCUGCAUUCAAUUUCUGAACCAAAGUCCCUUCGCUUUCCAGAUCAGUACUGCUGAGAUUUAGAAGCCCUGGAUCCCUAGUAUUCCAGAAUAUCUUGCAUCGCUUGAGAUUGCCUGUUGGAAGUGGUUUCUCUUCUGGAAUGUUUUGAAGUCCUUCAAUAAUGGCUUAAUUUUCUCUAUCUUAGUAAUUUUCCCCAUCUUAAACUUGGAAUAACUAUCUAUUUGUGAAUAGAUCGGGAUUGCCUUCUCAGUUCUAUAAAACUUACAUAAAAUAAAUACUCCUCCUGUAAAUAUGGUGUAGUUUUUUUAAGAAUUAGUUUAUCUCCCAACUUACCAUUUUCAUACCUGGAAUUUGGUUAGAGAUGCUAUACCACCAAUCACAGCUGUAUCAAACAAAAAAAUGGCUGCAUAAUACUAUGCCAUAGCAUUAUCUGGAAGUC